GUCAGUCGACGUUGAAGACUGCUACGUACAUACGUGUAUAUGCCGACACAAUUCGAUGUUGGUUCGCACCCGUUCGUACGAUCUGUCUGCACGAUAUCGAGAGAAAAAGUGCCGCGCAGAGGAGAAGACAGAGAAGGAGAAGCAGGAGUAGGAGGUAGAGGAGGAGGUGAAGGUGGAGGAGAAAGGGGGAGCCCUGAGCGGCAAGAGAGUUCGGUCCGGCUGUUGCACAAUUUUGUGUCAGCCUGUGUUUCUCGGUGAAAUCCUCAGACCGACUCAGAGGAAAUAACAGGAUUGACAGUGAGUGUCGUAUAUCCGACACGAAGUUGAUUGGACGCGCAGGCGUGCGUCGCGGGCUUCUUUGAAGAUCGAGAAACGACGAGGCUCCCUCGUUCCAUGUUGCGCAUUUGUUUAUCGAGAUUCAACUGAACGUAGUUACGCGUAGAAUCGAUCGAUCGGUGAAAGAUGCGAAAAGGAUACGUGUGUUUCGUCGACGCAUCGUAUAAGCAGAGUUGAAAACUCCUGACUGAGGACAGUCGUGUACAAAAGGCGAGCGCGUUCGCGGUCUUGUUCAACGUUGGUUCGGUGACCGAUCGUGCGCGCUCCCAUCACCCCGUAAAAAGAAUAAGAAACAGCGAGUGGAGGAGGAGUAGGGCGGAAGCUUAAGGAAAGAAGGACGCCGAAGGAGAAGGAGAAACAGGAGAAAAGGAAAAGAGGGAGGCACGCCGCGUGGACAUAGCCGUACGAUCGUCGUGUGUCUGUUUCGUUUGGUUUCGUUUCGUUUUACCGCUUUUCGAGCGGACCCGCGGUAGAUGAGGGCCCGCGAAAUUUCUAGUUGAUAACGAUUUUACCCGAUUCUCCUUCUCGUGACACAUUCCGCCACGUGGACGUUGUCGCGUAAAGAAGAUUACUCGAUUGUAAACAAGCUAAGAAAACAAUCAUGUACAAGCUACUAGGGGGUCUUGGCACGUUCUUGAAAUGGCAGGAGAUCACGACGGAUUCUAUGGUGUUCCGGUUGCACAACCACUUUACGGCGGUGCUACUUUUCACGUGUUCGAUGGUGAUCACGGCCACCCAAUACGUUGGUAAUCCGAUCAACUGUAUCGUUCAAGGUUUACCACCGCACCCUGUCAACACUUAUUGCUGGAUAACGUCUACGUUCACUAUGCCGGAUGCAUUCAAUCGGCAGGUCGGUAUAGAGGUGGCGCAUCCAGGAGUGGCCAACGACUUCGGCGACGUGGACGCAAGGAAAUAUUAUACGUACUACCAAUGGGUCUGCUUCGUAUUAUUCUUCCAGGCAUGCUUGUGCUAUGUACCACAAUGGUUGUGGAACAUGUGGGAGGGCGGUUUGAUCAGUAAAUUGGUCAUGGGUAUGAAUCACGGCCUCGAUAAACAAGAGAACAUUCGGAAGAAAAAGUCCGUGUUAAUGGAUUAUCUAAUGAAUCAUAUUAGGAGUCACAACAUGUACGUGUACCGAUACUUCAUUUGCGAGGCGCUUUGCCUAGUGAAUAUCUUCGUUCAAUUAUACCUGAUGAAUCGAUUUUUCGACGGGGAAUUCCUCAGCUACGGAUUGCGAGUACUGCAGUUUUCGGAGGUGCCACAGGAAGAGCGUGUGGAUCCCAUGGUCUACGUGUUCCCUCGCGUCACCAAGUGUCUUUUCUAUAAGUAUGGUGCUUCGGGAACGAUACAGCAACACGAUUCCCUCUGCAUUCUUCCAUUAAACAUCGUCAAUGAGAAGACGUAUAUCUUCAUCUGGUUCUGGUUCACCAUUCUAUCCAUCUUGUUAUUGGGUCUGAUGGUAUACAGAGCAGCCAUCAUUUUUGCCCCGGCCGUGAGACCGAGACUGUUACAUCUCUCCUCUCGGCUAUUGUGUAUAGAAACUUGUCACAGUAUCAGCAAAAAGAUUGAUCUGGGUGAUUGGUGGCUUCUCUACAUUCUGUCUUCCAACAUGGACUCACUAAUCUACAGGGAUUUCCUCCAGGAACUGACCAAGAAGAUGGGCGAUAGGCAAUCAGCUAUGGCUUAGAUUGAUAACUUUAUAACAAGAAUUUUCGUUAGAAAGGCUGAACUGAUUCGCUGAGGUUCAUCGUUUGAAGGCAGGUUCAUUGCCUUUAGUUGACCUCCUUCGGGGAAUUAUAGGGGGGAGAACACUGACCACCGUUGUCUGCGUGGAAAUCAUCGCGUUACAAGAAUUACUAUCAUAGGUAGCGCCUUCAGAGAACAAUUGUUAUGCACGACUGACGUAUGUGUGUUCGUAAACACGCGAUGACAUUCGGUUUUGUAUGUACACAAGAGUGUGACUGUGUGUGAGUACGAGAGAAAGUAUCGUUGUUUCAACGGUUAUUCCAAGAACUGUUUCUUUAUUAUUAUUUUUUUUUUUUAUUAUUCUUAAUUAGUGUUCGUUCUCCAAAGCAACAGAUCUAUUUUAUUGCGAGAAGUAUUGCUCAAAGUAAAUCGAACGUAUUUCUAUGACAGAGGAAGUUUCGAGGCGAUGAGGAUCUUAGCAUACGAAUACCUUUUACUAUGCAACAUUUUUCUACUGUGAGGUCAUCUCGACUUUUAUGCUAUCCUAUCGUGAUUAUAAUGUGCACUGUCGCAAGAAAUCUUGCUCUCAGAUAUUUCUGUGUAGCAUAUACGUGAUCCAAUUCAUUGAAUGAUUAUUCUUUCUAAGUUGUCAACGUAUGUGUUAGUUUUCAAAAUACCGUGACUAAGUAAUUAGUUGCAAAGGAUGCAUAUCAAUUUUUAUUGUAAUUUAGAGAUAUGAUUUGUAUUGUCAGGUUGAUCAGAAAGUUCUGUUGAUUUUUGCAAAUUAGUUUCCUAGUGAUAAUGAAUGUGGAAUACAGUUAUCUUUCUGUUUGCAGUUAUUAAAAAAAAUACACAAACUACGUUUUUUAGAACCAGCAACAAAAUUUUCCGAUCAGUCUAAUAUUUGCCCAUUUGUGUUCCAUCGACAAAAAAACAUUGUCGCAGAAGACUUGUAUUAAAGUAACACGGAUCUUUUUUUUUUUAACGUCUAUGUCCUCUGUUUCUUAAUUAAUUUCUGCUGUAUGUAUCAAUAUAAGAAUUUACGAGUGUUAAACCGAUUGUGUAUCGUAUAUGAUGUGUGUUUCCUAUUGGAAAGUAAGAGAAGAAAAGAAGUUCGACCGAAUUUUAACGGUACUACAAUUUCGAAUGUUUAUUAGGUAGAACGAGUAAGGUUUUAUAUUGAUAUUAUGAAUAUUAUACGAAUAUUAUAAAUAUUCGUGCAAUUUAUGCAUCUAUUGGUUUUUUCUUUCUAUCUGAUAUUCGAUUAUGGUAAAAGUUUAAAUUCUACCGCAAUCGUCAGUUGGUGACAAAUCAAGAAUGAUUUUUUUUUUAGUUAUUCAUGCCUCGAUAUUGGUCUUGUGUUAUAAACUACAAUAUAUCCCAUAAUCAUAGGAAACUUGAGACUUAGGCUAACAUCUGUAAUUCAAUGCUUUCAAAGUUUACAGAUACUUUUCCUAUUAGCAGCUGACUGCAACAUAAAAGACAUUGAAAAUAUACUGUAAUUCUAAGA
Messenger RNA from Osmia lignaria (orchard mason bee), 3532 nucleotides. It is a transcript of the gene ogre, whose product is annotated as optic ganglion reduced. The record is from RefSeq and is a predicted model, not a curated record. Gene Ontology annotation, molecular function: gap junction channel activity. NCBI's taxonomy places the organism in Eukaryota, Metazoa, Arthropoda, Insecta, Hymenoptera, Megachilidae. Gene Ontology annotation, cellular component: plasma membrane; gap junction.